Messenger RNA from Colletotrichum chrysophilum, 1134 nucleotides. RefSeq lists its product as uncharacterized. Gene Ontology annotation, molecular function: oxidoreductase activity. The coding region runs from base 1 to 1134 and encodes 377 amino acids. Lineage: Eukaryota; Fungi; Ascomycota; Sordariomycetes; Glomerellales; Glomerellaceae. The record is from RefSeq and is a predicted model, not a curated record. The transcript is spliced from 2 exons.
AUGGCUUCUCAAGCAACCAUUACACCGCUUACCCCCGCCGAGGGCUCAGCUGUUGAUUUCGGAGCAGUCGUCUCCAACGUUGAUAUCGAAAAUCUCACUGAUGCCGACUUUGACGCCAUCCGUGAUGCUCUCUUCAAGCACCAAGUCCUCGUCUUUAAGAACCAGAGCCACGUCUCUCCCAAGGCGCAAUAUGAAAUCACCCAGCGCUUCGACCCGGAUGCCGGCGCCUCCUACGGCCACGCCAAGACCAUCGACGCGAAGCGCUCCAUCUUGCACCCCGACCUGAAGACCAUUCCCCACCAGCCCCAAGUGCAGGUCAUCGGCAACGGCUUCGUAGAAGAGUACGAGGGCCUGAAGAACAUCCAGCUCCGCCACCCUCACCACCGCACCUUCCACGCCACCACCAUCCCCGCCGAGGAUGACCUCGACUUCACCCGCUUCUACCGCUGGCACAUCGACGCAGCCCUCUACGGCCUCGCACCCCCCGUCGCCACCACCCUCCUCGCCGUCCGCGUGCCCGGCGGCCGCAAGCAGACCCUCCGCUAUGACGACGGCACAGGCGAAGAGAUGACCGUCCCUCUCGGCACCACGGCCUUCGUCUCGGGCUACGCAAUGUACGACAACCUCUCCCCGGAAGACCAGGAGUUCGUCCGCACCACAAAGGUCGAGUACGCCCCGCACCCGUACGUGUGGAUGUCCAGCGCCAAGUCCCGCUCCGACGGCCUCGGCCUCGUUUCGGAGGACAAGGAGGUGCCCAUGGGCGACCUGCCCCCGAUCGAGGAGGACAAGAUCCAGAUCCUGCCCAUGUGCUGGCGCAACCCCGUCACGGGCCGUCUCGCGCUGCAGGUGCACCCUUCGGCGGUCCGGAAGCUGCACCUCAAGGACGGGUCCGUGGUGGAGAACCUCGCGGAGGUCCGGGAGACGGUGCACCGGCUGCAGAGGCCCGGCAUCGCGCCCAAGAACGUGUACGCGCACGACUGGGAGCAGGGCGACUUUGUGGUGUUCCACAACCGCGGGGUGAUUCACUCCGUCGUGGGCGCGUUUGCAGAGACCGAGGUUCGGUUGUUCCGGCAGUGCAAUAUCGCUGCGAGCAAACUUCCCGAGGGCCCGGUCGAGGUCGCUGCGGCUGUGUAG